CAAACCGGGCCACACAUCCGAAGCCAGAAAUUAAAUUAUCCUCCACCAUUUUGUUUAUUUUCGCGAAUAUAAGUACCUACCCGGUUACGUUAGUGGUUUUUUAUACGCCGCUGUACGAUAACGUGAUAAAGUAAAUCUUGCAAUGAUCAAAAGAUUAGGAAUGUGCUAUUAGCGUACCUAUCUUCCAUUGGAUCCUUGUGUUGAAAUUUGCAGUCAUCGGCCGCGCCGCAAGUAAACACUCUUCAAAAAUUAACAUCUUGCCCUCCAAAAGAAACAAAAGUCCGGGUACGCAGGGUGUCAGAGUCGAUGAGAAAGGUUCGUUGAAGUUUGUUCAACGGAUUUUCAAUAGGUCCAAAGGGACCGAUCCCUUGGCGUUAAAGGAAAUAUCGAAGAGUUUUGGGCGAGAGUCCCCCGUGGCGCGCCCGGCUAACAUGAACCACACGCCUGCUCCGGACAGGCAGCAGCACGACUCCAAUGUGAACCAGGUGGAGGAAAUGGAGACUCAGGAAGUGGAGACUGUAGAAACAGCUACAGAUAAGACUUGGGACGACGAUCUUAUGAAAGGGCCCAACGGCGAAGUCGUGAUGAGCGACGUAAUGAAGAACCAGGAGACCACCUCCUCCGACAUGCCUCUUGCCUGUCUGGACGCCGAAAUGGAGGAUGACGAAGCGCGUUCCGAGGCGACCUUCCGCUUCACAGUCCAUAACUUCAGAAACCUGAAGGACUCUGUGCUUUCUCCACCUUGUUAUGUCCGCAACUUGCCUUGGAAGAUCAUGGUGAUGCCUAGACAAGCGCCCUCUGCCGACCGUCAGCAGCAAAAGUCCCUGGGCUUCUUCCUGCAGUGUAACGGCGAGAGUGAAUCCUCUAGCUGGUCAUGCUACGCCAUGGCCGAACUUAGGCUGAUCUCCCAUAAGCCGGAUACUGAACCGUUUUAUAGGAAGAUCCAGCAUUUGUUUUACAGCAAGGAAAACGAUUGGGGUUUCUCGCACUUUAUGUCAUGGACCGACGUUCUCGACCCCGAGAAAGGUUACAUCAAGGACGACGCUAUCACUCUCGAAGUCCACGUCACUGCCGAAGCCCCCCACGGCGUCUCUUGGGACUCUAAGAAGCAUACAGGAUAUGUUGGUCUGAAAAACCAAGGCGCUACUUGUUAUAUGAACUCACUGCUUCAAACCCUGUACUUCACCAACCAACUAAGGAAGGCUGUCUACAAGAUGCCUACAGAAUCUGAUGAUAGCACCAGGUCCGUGGCACUAGCGUUGCAGAGAGUAUUUUACGAACUGCAAUUCUCUGACAAACCGGUCGGUACCAAGAAGCUGACUAAGAGUUUUGGCUGGGAGACCCUUGACUCUUUCAUGCAACAUGAUGUACAGGAAUUCCUGAGAGUACUUCUGGAUAAACUGGAGAGCAAGAUGAAAGGCACUUGCGUGGAGGGUACUGUCCCGCGGCUGUUCGAAGGCAAAAUGACUUCGUACAUCAAGUGCAAGAACGUGAACGUGUCCAGCACGCGUGUCGAGACCUUCUACGAUAUUCAACUCAAUAUUAAAGGGAAGAAGAACAUCGACGAGUCGUUCAAAGACUACAUCAGCACGGAGACGCUCGACGGUGAAAACAAGUACGACGCAGGCGAACACGGCCUGCAGGAAGCCGAGAAAGGCGUCAUCUUCGCCUCCUUCCCUCCCGUUCUGCAUUUGCAUCUUAUGCGCUUUCAGUACGAUCCCAUCACGGAUAGCUCCGUCAAGUUUAAUGACAGGUUCGAGUUCUACGAGCACAUCAACCUUGAUGCAUAUCUGCAGGAGAAGCCGGAGACGCCUGCAGAUUACACGCUACACGCGGUGCUGGUGCACUCGGGCGACAACCACGGCGGGCACUACGUAGUCUUCAUCAACCCCAAGGGCGAUGGAAAAUGGUGCAAGUUCGACGACGACGUAGUGUCGAGAUGCACGAAACAAGAGGCCAUCGAGUACAACUACGGCGGGCACGACGAGGACAUGGCGCUUACUGUGCGCCACUGUACCAACGCCUACAUGUUGGUCUACAUUAGGGAUUCACAGUUAAAAACUGUGUUGCAAGAAGUCACACAAGCAGAUAUACCCACGGAGCUCAGCGAACGACUAGCAGAAGAAAAGAGGAUUGAAACGAUACGACGCAAAGAGCGCAACGAAGCUCAUCUCUACAUGAACGUCAAUGUAGUGCUGGAAGAGGCUUUCGAUGGCCACCAGGGCAAUGACCUCUACGACCCUGAGCGGGCUCACUAUAGGGUGUUCCGCGUUCGCAAACAGGCUACUGUGGCUGAGCUCAUGGAGACGUUGGCCGAGAACUUCAAGUAUCCGCUCAAACAGUUACGCCCUUGGCCUUUUAGUGCGCGUUCCAAUCAGACAUGCAGACCAACGUGUCUUGACAUCGUGAACGAUCAACACAAAACGGUAGCAGACAUAUCCGAAAACAUGAACCCGUGGAACAUCUUCCUUGAGAUGUUGCCACCAGACUCUGGCCUUAGUACACUACCCACGUUCGAUAAGGAAAAUGAUGUGGUGUUAUUCUUCAAGUAUUAUGACCCGAAACAGAAGCGUAUACAUUAUUGUGGACAUCACUAUCUGCCAAUUUCAAGCAAACCAGUUGAUCUCGUACCCAUACUCAAUAAACGCGCAGGUUUCAGUCCAGACACGCCACUGGUUUUGUACGAAGAAAUCAAGCCAGACUUCGUCGAGAAGAUCAACAACUACAACGACCCUCUCGAAAAGGUAUUGGACGAGCUGAUGGACGGCGAUAUCAUCGUGUUCGAGCGCGCCGACAACCGCCACGACGACCUCGAGCUGCCCACCUGCCAGGACUACUUCAAGUAUAUCUUCUACAAGGUCGAGGUGCAGUUUGUCGAUAAAACUGUGCCCAAUGACCCUGGGUUCACAAUGGAACUGUCGAUGCAGAUGCGCUACGAUCAAAUGGCGCGGGCGGUUGGCCAGCGGCUCAAUGUGGAUCCUUACUUAAUACAGUUCUUUAAGUGUCAAAAUUACAAAGACACGCCGGGACUGCCCUUGAGAUACUCGUACGACGGAAUACUUAAGGACUUACUAGUGUACUGUAAACCAAAGUGCCCUAAGAAAUUAUUCUACCAGAUUUUAUCUAUUAAAGUUAACGAAUUGGACAACAAGAAACAGUUUAAAUGUCUAUGGGUCGGUCCGAACUAUAAAGAAGACAAAGAAUUAAUUUUAUAUCCAAAUAAAGGAGGUAAAGUGGCGGACAUCUUGGAAGAGGCAGCUAAAGUCGUCGAAAUGUCGCCCGAUGGAUCCGGAAGAUUACGAAUCGUGGAAGUGUCGUGUCACAAAGUAUUACCCGGGCCUGACCCGGAACUGACGUUGGACCAGGUGAUCAUCUCGCCGCCGCGGCUUUAUAGAAUAGAGGAGAUACCAAGGGAUGAGCUACACUUACAGGACGACGAGGUGUUAGUGCCGUGCGCGCACUUCCACAAGCAAGUGUACGCAACGUUCGGCAUCCCGUUCUACGCGCGCGUCAAGCACAACGAGCCCUUCCAGGCCGUCCGGGACCGCCUGCAGAAGAAACUCGACAUACCCGACAAGGAGUGGGAAAAGUACAAUUUUGCUAUAGUGACAAAUGGCAGACCUAACUACAUAAGCGAAGGAGCGACAAUAAACAUUUUUGACUUCAGACCGAGUAGUAACGCUAAUCUGUCCCUUCCAGACGCGACGGGCCGGCCGUGGCUCGGGCUGGAGCACAUCAACAAGACGCCCAAGCGGUCCCGCGUUAACUACUUAGAGAAGGCUAUCAAGAUUUAUAACUGAGUCAUAAUGCGCGCGCCCUGGUUCGCUUGGCGAAAACACACCCCUGGGUGUGCUCAAGGGCGAAUUCCAAACCUCGCUCUCCGCGAUAGUAACUCAAGCUCCAGCAAUAACUCGUGAUAGUUUUGAUAACUCUGCAGUAAUUUAUUUGCGAGAAUUGUUAUAGAAUAAAUUAUUUAAUAAAAUACAGGAAUAGACUCAUAGUUACUAUCGUGCGGGUCCGCAGCAGCCUUAUUUACACGUAAUAUUGUUCAUCGCAAACACCAAUUUGACUCCCUACACCGUGUUACUAUUUAAGUUUUAGACCAGCUAGCAGAUUUAACCAUGCGAUUACUAUCAGCACUAAACCGUGGUCACAGGCUCAAAGCACAUGGGCGAAAUAAGCGGUCGUCAAUAAUUUGUGAUGUAAUCAAUAUGACAAUGUAUUAGAGUAUUAUCCCAUUCGUGUAUAGCAAUUUCUUUCAUGCAUCUAGUUAGCCUUUGAAUGUCAGUUACGUUUGAACUAUGUCAAUUUGUUUUGUCGCCUUUUAGCAUACCCAGUGUUGAAAAUCGUGUUGUGGCCUCCCGUUUUUUAGAAAAAUCUGAUACAAAAAUUGCUGUCUUAUUUAUAUUUUAGCAUUGAACUGGUCGGUUGAAGGUGGUAAAUGCCGGGCAGUGCCAAGCCGCGUUUAAUUAUGCGCGCUCCCUUGUUAUCGACGGGCUGCACCUAACUUUGGUGAUUCGGCAACUUUUUAACUCUGAAGAGUACUAUUAUAUCCUGUAUAUUUAUUAUGUAAUAUGCGAAUUUUACAAUAGGAAAGUUUGUAAGAGUAUUUUACAAUAGAAUAAUGUGCCUGUAAAACAUUUAUGGCCUGUCAGGCUUAUUGUUAGCUCUCGUAUUUUGUUCAAAUAGCAAUUUUAAAUGAAAUCUCCUAAAUGUAGGGAACUCUGUUACAUUAGGAUAAAACGUUUUAAAGAAACUGGAUCAGUAGCGUCCUAAGAAGGUGAAAUCUGACCUUCACAUAUCUUUAAAACUAGUGAAAACACGACAUUUUUAUUUAAAUUGAAUUUUCUGUAAGUAUUAACAAUUUCUUAUUUUGGAUUUCUUUUCAUUCUUUUUUUUACGUUUUCAUAUGUGUCAUAUAAUUUGUUGCAUAUUUAUUGCUAUUGAAUUUGUAAAGCUUCUGACAUCUUACUUUUGGGAGACAGUAAUCAGUUCAAUCAAUUGAUAUGUAUAAUGAAAUGAAUUGUUUAAAAUUGAUAAUUUGUAACAAUCGAAUUUAUUCCUUUAUCGCAAUGUGAUAAUACCAUAUAGUAAAGCGUGUAUAUAUUUAUUGCACACCCGUCGAAACAGUAAUGCGUAGGUUUGUGAUCUUUCUAGCGCCUGAAUGUUAUAUUAGGUUAGGGGUUGAAAAAAAAAUUGCGGCGAGUAUUUAUAUAGGUACAGUAUGUUGGAAUGGUUGUCGAAUCACCAAAUAAAGAGUGUACACUUGGGGUUAAUACUCCGCGCGUAUCUCGACCUCACUGUACACAGGAGUAACUGCACUUUAGAGCAAUAACACUAGCACUGUGUUGUUAAUUCGGGCUUAAAGCCAUUAACAUCCCGAACAUGUAUAUGUUACUAUUUAAUUUUUUACUUGACCUUCCAGAGAAAUGUUACGUUAUUAAUAAAUGAUUAUGUCGAAAUUAUGUAUAUAUAUGAUGUAAUAAAUUAAGAAAAAUACAAUAAGUUUUCGUAAAAAUGCCUUAGACGUUUUAAGACAUUUUAGUGAUUUGGAUGAUACAACCUACUUUGAUAAUUUUACCCUCUUAGUUUUCAUUUCACCACACAAGAGAGGGCGUCACGUCAUCUCGCGUCUAUUUUUCUUUUAAACAUUUUUGAGUCUAUUCAUUCAUUAUUAAUUUAACAUUGUGUUUUUAUUGCGCUGUUUCAUUAACCAGGUUUUAAGGUACUUUGAGAGAAUCUUAGAAUUAUAGUGGCUUUUACUAUACAUGCCGAAAAUAUGCAAAUGGGAUUAUAGACUGUUAGCUGAUUCACGUGUCGAACAGAGGUCGACCCCUCGCGAGGAUAAUGUACACGGCUUGUACAAACCAUUGGGAAUUAUUCCAAUGUUUGUUAUGUUGGAUUUGAAU
This is a messenger RNA of Hyposmocoma kahamanoa, 5909 nucleotides long. RefSeq names its product ubiquitin carboxyl-terminal hydrolase 7-like (gene Usp7). Bases 432 to 3800 code for a protein of 1122 amino acids. Lineage: Eukaryota; Metazoa; Arthropoda; Insecta; Lepidoptera; Cosmopterigidae. The transcript is spliced from 23 exons. The record is from RefSeq and is a predicted model, not a curated record. Gene Ontology annotation, biological process: protein deubiquitination; regulation of protein stability. Gene Ontology annotation, cellular component: nucleus; cytosol. Gene Ontology annotation, molecular function: cysteine-type endopeptidase activity; cysteine-type deubiquitinase activity; protein binding.